GGCCGUGCAAUUAAAAGAUGGCGGCCUCCUCGAUAUGUAUUCCAGGUCAACGACUUGGCAGUACUGAAGAUUAUCAGGCAGGGAAGGGGACUUACACCAGGCAGGGUUACAUCUACUCAAGUCUCGCUGGCUUCCGUCACGAGUCCAAGCAUGGUGAAGAAUUGCCCGAAUUACAAGUUUUACUUGAAGACCAGCAAACUGUCGUCCCGGAGGUUGGCUCAGUUGUCACAGUGAAGGUUCUCAAUGUCAAUCCUCGAUUUUGUCGUUGUGCCAUCCUGAGUGUGGAAGGCACACCCCUCACCCAGAGUUUUCGAGGAAUGAUAAGAAGAGAAGACAUCAGAGCCACAGAGAAAGACAAAGUUGAGGUCUAUAAAUCCUUUCGGCCUGGUGACGUGGUUCUCGCCAGAAUUCUGUCUUUGGGAGAUGCCCAGUGGUACCUUUUAUCCACCGCAGAGAAUGAGCUAGGGGUAGUCCUGGCACAGAGCGAAGCAGGUGUCAAUAUGGUUCCCAUCAGUUGGUCUGAGAUGGUGUGCCCCAAGACCCACUGUAAGGAGUUCCGGAAGGUAGCCAGAGUACAACCGCAGUAUCUGAUCCAGCCAACCGGUACAUAGCACCCAGUCAGUACUUAGUCCCUGUGAAGAUACAUAGUGCAACGCUAAUGCCCGAGUAAGUCAGUUGGGACUGACAUGUAGCACCCAGUCUGGGGCACUGGGUUCAUUGGGUACUUAGCAUCCAGUAUUGGGUAAGGCCUCUAGCUCCACUAAGCUUGUUUCAUUGAAUCACAUUCAUGGUUGUCUCCAAGACAGUUCUGAGGGUACCAACCUGACGAAAUCAGAUUGUACACAGUACCCGGUUUACGUACUCAGGUUGGUCAGUCAAUACUCAUCACGAGUCAGCCAUCUUUAACCGAAUAGGUUCUAGGAUUUUUUGCUAGGGGGGAGGGGAUUUCACAUUUUUUUUGCAAGGGGGGUUGGGGGUUACCGUACAUGUUGCCAUUUUUGAAGCCCAUUUAUUCUUUGAAUAGGCGAAUAGGACACCUACAGGGUUUAUGCUUCUUGGGGGGGGGGCUUGCAACCUUUAGACUGAGGCUGCUAAAAAAAAUAAAUAAUACUAGCAAUGAUCAGGGUGCUAGUUGACUUCCCCCUCCCGAUCCGAACCUGCCCUGUAAAAGUUUGUAAACACAUAAUAUGUGUUUGAGAAGGGUAAUGAUUGAUUGGCAUCCUUGUGUUUUGACGGGUAAUUCCCAAUGAUGGAUAACAGUUCAUGUCGUCUUUAUUGUCCGAACAAAAAAAUGCUUCGAAGUGAAGUUUUAUUUGCAAUUAUAGCAAAACAGUCAGCCUUCUUCCCAAUUUGCAGUGUUGAAUAAAUAGUGUGGAUUCGUGGAGCAAGACCCAAAAUGGCCAUCUCAUGAAUAAAGUCCACAGGGGAAGAGCCCCAAACUCAUCCUCAUUUUAGUACAUGGCUUUUUGAUAAUUACGGUAUGAGUGCUUGAAAUAGCUGGUUCGCAGUUGGUGCAAUGUGCCCAGUCUUUGCUUCGUUCUUGGGCACCUGUACAUUGAUCCAUUGAGCCACGAUUGGCUCUUUAAAACAAAGCGUUUUAUAGUCAUUUGGAAGAGGGAUUCGGUAAUGAGUGCUAUGGGGUACGCCUAUGCGAUCUUCUCCAGUAAGAGAAUCAAACUCAAACUAAUAUUUUGCAGUCACUGUUUAUGACAAAAAGUACCUCUAGAUUGAUUUGAGGGUGGGUUUCCAAGGUAAAAAACAAGCCAGAAUAGUGAUAAUAUAUUGUUAUUGGAUGCGUUUUGUUUGUCAUGUCGAUGCGGAUAUUUCGUGUGGGGCAGAUUUUAGCUUUCUGUCAAUUAUCCAAUCAUAUUUUCCCUGGAGAACUGUCCUCAAAUGAAAUUAAGUCGGAGGCGAAAAUGGGAGUUUCGAUCAAUGUGACUAAUUCUCUUCAGGUCUGUGAUUCGGCCAUGCAUAACAUCUCCACGUGAAUAUACGUUCCCUUUUCCCAAGGCGCAGGGUUGGUACUCGGAGAAAGGUUAACUCGUAGCGCCAUUAUAAUUGUGUUCGGGUCAACGUUUUAACACACCAUAGUUGCAUGCCGAUUUUUUUUAUCAAUUUCAGCCAGAAUUUGCGCAGGUUGUUCAUGCAUGUUGCAACCGCAGGUUGAUUUUUGUAGCUGUAUUUGUCUCAGUAUAAUUGACAUUGUUUCUAUUUUCAAACGGUGUCAUUACUUAUUAUAACCAAUGGUUCUAACUUCUUAGCAGAGUUUUGAACAGUUCAAAUAUUUUUGUAUAAAAGAAAACCGCAUCCUUAGCUUGAAAUAGAACAAUGAAGAUUGUUGGAAAUUUGAUCAUAGAAGAAGCAUUGUUCUUGGCUAGUAAUACAGACGCGGAUCCCGAAGAGGGUCUGACCUCACUCCACUCCAGGGGGAGGCGUCUACGUGCAUAGGUUGGAAGACCCCCUUGAAAGCAUAAACCACAUGGUGGGGUCUUAUUUUGUGAGUGCGGUUAUGGACAAAUAAAAGGAAUAAAUGGUUGAACCAAAGGCGACAAUGUACUACCCUCCUACGAACGAAAAUUUCCUGACACUCAAAAAAAAAUCCUGGAUCCACCCCUGUAAUAGGUUUUCUGUUUUGUGUUGAUUACACAGUCCGUCUCGGUGGUAAUCGGAAUCAUUUUUAGACGAUUUCCUAAAGAUGAGCUCCACGUGGUGUGGUCAGCUUGUUUCUGGUCAGGAAAGUGUUUUAGCUUUUUCAAAUGGUUUUCCCGGAUAUGCGUUGUUCAUGAAUGCAAGGUGGUUUUUGUUUUGUUUUGAAUCUGUGUCUUAAAAGUAAAAUGUAGGCCUACUGGAA
Molecule: messenger RNA, 2851 nt
Organism: Acanthaster planci (crown-of-thorns starfish)
Lineage: Eukaryota; Metazoa; Echinodermata; Asteroidea; Valvatida; Acanthasteridae
Gene: exosc1
Product: exosome component 1
Biological process (GO): RNA processing
Cellular component (GO): cytoplasm; nuclear exosome (RNase complex)
Molecular function (GO): RNA binding
Source: RefSeq, a predicted model, not a curated record